AUGUCUUCUUCUCUUGAGCAACUGAAGGCCACUGGCACCGUCGUGGUCUGCGACUCUGGUGACUUUGCCACCAUCGGCAAGUACAAGCCCCAGGAUGCCACCACCAACCCCUCCCUGAUCCUGGCUGCUUCCAAGAAGGCUGAAUACGCUGCCCUGAUCGAUGCUGCCGUCGCCUACGGUAAGCAGAACGGCAAGACCGUCGACGAGCAGGUUGAGGCUACCCUGGACCGUCUCCUGGUUGAGUUCGGCAAGCAGAUCCUGGAGAUCAUCCCCGGUAAGGUCUCUACUGAGGUCGACGCCAAGCUAUCCUUCAACACCGAUGCCUCAGUCAAGAAGGCCCUUGAGAUCAUCAAGCUCUACGCCGACAACGGUAUCUCCAAGGACCGUGUCCUGAUCAAGAUCGCCUCCACCUACGAGGGUAUCAAGGCCGCUCACAUUCUGCAGUCCCAGCACGGCAUCAACUGCAACCUUACCCUGAUGUUCUCCCUCGUCCAGGCCAUCGCUGCCGCCGAGGCCGGUGCCUUCCUGAUCUCCCCCUUCGUUGGCCGUAUCCUCGACUGGUACAAGGCCGCCAACAAGCGCGACUACACCGCCCAGGAGGACCCCGGUGUCAAGUCCGUCCAGGACAUCUUCAACUAUUACAAGAAGCACGGCUACAAGACCAUUGUCAUGGGUGCCUCGUUCCGUAACACUGGUGAGAUCACCGAGCUUGCUGGCUGUGACUACCUCACUAUCUCCCCCAACCUGCUGGAGGACCUGUACAACUCGACCGCUGCUGUGCCCAAGAAGCUCGACUCUGCUGGCGCUGCUAGUCUAAACAUCCCUAAGCGCGAGUACCUGCACAACGAGGCCGAUUUCCGCUUCGACUUCAACGAGGAGGCUAUGGGUGUUGAGAAGCUCCGUGAGGGUAUCUCUAAGUUUGCGGCUGAUGCUAUUACCCUUAAGGAUCUGCUUAAGGCUAAGAUCCAGGCUUAG
Molecule: messenger RNA, 975 nt
Organism: Penicillium angulare
Lineage: Eukaryota; Fungi; Ascomycota; Eurotiomycetes; Eurotiales; Aspergillaceae
Product: sedoheptulose-7-phosphate:D-glyceraldehyde-3-phosphate transaldolase TAL1
Exons: 4
Coding region: 1-975 (324 amino acids)
Biological process (GO): pentose-phosphate shunt, non-oxidative branch; carbohydrate metabolic process; pentose-phosphate shunt
Cellular component (GO): cytoplasm; intracellular anatomical structure
Molecular function (GO): transaldolase activity
Source: RefSeq, a predicted model, not a curated record